Messenger RNA from Effrenium voratum, 2075 nucleotides. The record is from the annotation of a GenBank genome assembly. Lineage: Eukaryota; Dinophyceae; Suessiales; Symbiodiniaceae.
AUGGAGCUUCCGUUGCGGAUUUCGCUGCGGGGCUUCUCUUUGACCACGGUGGAGCUGCACUUAGAGCUGGAGAAUCGCUCCAGCAAGCCGGUGGCUCUUCCAUUGGGUCUCUUCACCGUGGGCACCUGCGGCAGCACGGCGCUGGCUGCGGGGCUGCAGAGCGUGGAGGGCGAUGAGUGGCGCUCGGCCAAGGUGCUGCGCCCCAGGAACUAUCCGCAGCAGCCCAUGGCCAUCUUCCUUCCGCCCUGGCAAGCGGUGAAGAUGCCCAUCCAUGGUAAGGUGAUGGACGACACUGGUCGCUUCGGGGGCUCAGCGCUCUGCGUGGGCGGGGAGUGCCCGAAGGCAUCGGAGGUGCUGCUGCCACUCGAGGCGUCGAGGCAGCGGAUUCGCUUUUGCGUGGAGGGCUGCACGCCGGCGCGGCCGGCGUGGGUGGGGCCCUACGAGCCGAAAGUUGUGCCGAAGACUUGGGAGGGCCGCUGGGUGUCGGAGCCCUGCGACCUGCUGCCGGAGCAGGCGCCAAAGAUCCAGGCCCGGACCCAGGCCCUGCAGCACUGCCUUGCACCAGAGCUGCCGGUGCCCAGGCACCACGAGGUGAAAGAGACGCCACAAGAAGUGGCAAAACCGGCCUCCAGAGGGUUCAGAUCCAGACGAUUUCGGCCAAGCGCUGGUGGCUUCAACCCCAAGAUGGAGACUCCGGCGCUGCUUGACGACUCCACGCGGCCCAAUAGCGAGGAGGGGACGGCCGCCGUUUUGGCCGCGCCGGCUGCGCUGGCGGAUGAAGAGGAGGCAGUGACAGUUGUCUCAAGGGAGGAACCUGAGAAGCGCAAGAAGCAGACGCUGCCAAGCUUGACCGUCCUUCAACACGGCACCACGUGGCGCAAGCUUUCUCGCAAGUUGGACGUCUUUGCAGACCCGAUCCUGUUGGAGCUGGCUGAAGGUGCCGCAUCCUUAUCUCCACCUCCAUCUGCCUUGGCUUUGGUAAGCGACUGCUUUCAGAGCCGUAUGGGCCAGCGAUUUGCUGAUGCCUUACGCUGUGUGGGCUACAAGGUGCUACUGGGCGAAAACCCACUGACCUCUUGGGCUGCCGCACGGGAGGACUCGAACAGCUUGGAAGGCAUCGUGCUUUUGGCCCACUGGCGGCGUCUCGGCUCGGCCAGCGUGGUGCAGCAGGUCCUCCGAGGCGCAGUGGUCCUCUGCGACCACCAGGACGAAGCGGCCGCCAGGGCGCAGGCGAAGCUCCUGCCCUGCCGCUGGCGGGUCAUGUCCUCGGUGAUCUUCGCCCUCAACGACGACGAGCUUGAGAUCCAGCGGCGCCUGGUAAGGAUCAAGGAUGGCUCCCAGCUCUUCUACCAGGCGAUCAAGCCCAAGCACAAGGAGGCUCCGAAGCCUUGCCCGCCCACCUUUGUUGCCGGUGGAUCCCUGGGCGGCGGCCUGGCGUGCUGCCUCUGUCUGCAGCGGCCCAGCUUCUUCCGAGGUGCCAUCCUCAUGUGCCCCAUGCUUACGGUCAGCGAUGAUGUGAAGCCGCCGUGGCUGGUGCAGCAGGUUUUCAAGCGGAUCAUCGCCCCGUUGCUUCCAACAUGGCCGAUCACGCCCGUCAAGGCCUUGGAGGACAACGACUUCCGGGAAGUGGGCCAGGGCCGGCAGCUGAUGGACAACAACGUCAUCAACAUGAAGGGCUUAAGCCCGUGGCUCGGAACAGGCCUGGCACUGGGCUUCACCUACCCCGAUUGGCUGGACGAGCAGCUGUCAUCCAUGCGCACGGCCUUCCUCCUGCAACACGGGACCAGUGACAAGGUCACCGAUCCGGCGACAUCGAAGAAGCUCCAAGAAACCGCAGCUGUCAAGGACAAGACACUUUUGCUCUAUGACGGCGUGUGGCACGGCGAGCUGAUGUGCUGCACUCCGGGCUGCACAGAGCACAUCCAGUGGACACCGGAGCAAAUAGAGGCGACUAACAAGUGCGUGAACGACGCUCAAGCCUGGAUGUCGGAAAGGCUGCACUGAGCGCAUUUGCAGCCGCGUCGCUGGCUUCGAAGAAGCCAAAUGUCGAAAUAAGCAGGCCACUGGUGCCCCAU